AUUCUCCCUCUCUUGCAAGUGGCGGUGCCUGGACUCUGCUUUCGGCUCCGGGAAUCGGUGCGGUCGGCCAGAGCACCUCUACGCUGGCAGGGCGCUAAAGGCUAUUUUGGAGAGCGGUGGCGGUGGUGGCGGCGGCAGUGGCUGGUGUGCCCAAGCGAGCUCCAGACGCACACUCCGCUCUCUGUUGGACCCUUUCCUCCUCCGUCUUCCUCCUCCUCCCUUCCCUCUUCCCCACCCCCGUUCCCCUAGCCCCACUCCUCCUCUUCCUCCUCCUCCUCCUCUUCCUCCUCUCCCCGUUCGGCGAUGCGAAUCUGUAUCGUGUAGCAGGAUUGGCGUUGCAAUGGCAACUGAUGGAAUGGGGGAAGGCAAGACAGCAGGGCUGGGGGCUUCGGACUGCUGGCGGGCGGGCCGCUGUCGCCGCUUGACGCUCCUCCGGGGACCUUCGCGAGUUACUUUGUAAAGGCGAACCCAGGCGAGAGAGCCCUGCUCGGUGUCCCGGGUCAGAGGCCACUUCCUGCUCCUCGGCUGUCCAAGCCAGGCUCCCACCGCGGGCACCCCGGCCCCCAGCCCGCGCCCGCCGCCAGCCCAGCGCGCCGCCGCCGCCGCCGCCGCCGCCGCUGCGGAGAUUGGAGCCCGCUUCCCUGAAGAACACUUCGCCUCGCAGCUCCCCUUCCCAUCACCGCCCCCUGCUCCUCCCCGGCGUCUGCGAUUUUCCCAGGCACCCAGUGUGAGUGCAGCGUGCGUGUGAGUGUGUGUCAGGGUAUUGUGUGGUGGGAGAGUGUGUGAGUGUGUGUGUGCAUGAGUGUGUGGAGUGCGGGGCUCCUGCGCUCCGCUCGCGGCCGCCGCCGGGGAAGGACAGACGGACGGCGCUUCCUCCUUCGGCGAGCGGUUCCCGGGCACCUCGGCUCGGCCCGGGCGCGAGUGGAGCGCGCCUGGCUGGCUGCCGGCCUCCGGAAGGUCCCGCUGCGUCCCCCCUGGGCUGGAUAUGUUCAUGUUCACGUGAAGAUGGAUUUACUGUACGGUCUCGUGUGGCUGCUGACAGUCCUCCUGGAGGGGAUCUCUGGCCAAGGAGUGUACGCGCCUCCCACAGUUCGUAUUGUGCACUCAGGCUUGGCCUGUAACAUUGAAGAGGAGCGCUACUCUGAAAGGGUCUACACUAUCCGGGAAGGAGAAACCCUAGAAUUGACUUGUCUAGUGACAGGACAUCCACGUCCACAGAUCAGGUGGACCAAAACAGCAGGAAGUGCCUCUGACAGAUUCCAAGACUCAAGUGUCUUCAAUGAGACUUUGAGGAUUACAAAUAUUCAGCGACACCAAGGAGGCCGGUAUUACUGUAAAGCAGAGAAUGGCUUGGGGUCCCCAGCGAUAAAGUCAAUCAGAGUGGAUGUAUACUAUUUGGAUGACCCAGUAGUAACUGUUCAUCAAAGUAUAGGCGAAGCUAAAGAACAAUUUUACUAUGAGAGAACAGUGUUCCUCCGGUGCGUUGCCAAUUCCAAUCCACCUGUUCGGUACAGCUGGAGACGUGGCCAGGAGGUCUUGCUGCAAGGAUCUGAUAAAGGAGUUGAGAUUUAUGAACCAUUCUUUACCCAGGGUGAAACAAAGAUCUUAAAACUAAAGAAUCUUCGACCUCAGGACUAUGCUAAUUAUAGCUGCAUUGCUUCAGUGAGGAGUGUAUGUAAUAUUCCUGAUAAGAUGGUGUCAUUUAGACUGUCCAAUAAAACAGCAUCACCGUCAAUUAAACUCUUGGUGGAUGAUCCUAUAGUUGUAAAUCCUGGAGAGGCCAUAACAUUAGUAUGUGUUACAACAGGAGGAGAGCCUGCACCUUCUCUCACCUGGGUCAGGUCCUUUGGGACUCUGCCUGAAAAGACUGUUUUGAAUGGAGGAACUUUGACCAUACCUGCCAUCACCUCAGAUGAUGCUGGUAGUUACAGCUGCAUUGCCAAUAAUAAUGUGGGAAACCCUGCAAAAAAGUCCACCAACAUCAUUGUGAGAGCAUUAAAAAAAGGACGAUUUUGGAUCACACCAGAUCCUUAUCACAAAGAUGACAACAUCCAGAUUGGCCGUGAGGUGAAAAUAUCUUGCCAAGUAGAAGCUGUUCCUUCUGAGGAGCUAACAUUUAGUUGGUUUAAAAAUGGUCGUCCAUUAAGAAGUUCUGAACGGAUGGUUAUUACACAGACUGAUCCUGAUGUCUCUCCUGGAACAACAAACUUGGAUAUCAUUGAUUUAAAAUUCACGGAUUUUGGGACGUACACAUGUGUAGCAUCUCUGAAGGGAGGAGGAAUAUCUGAUAUCAGUAUUGAUGUUAAUAUAUCCAGCAGCACAGUUCCACCCAAUCUGACUGUUCCACAGGAAAAAUCACCAUUGGUCACCAGAGAAGGAGACACAAUAGAACUGCAAUGUCAAGUAACUGGCAAACCUAAACCAAUCAUCCUUUGGUCUAGAGCGGAUAAAGAAGUUGCAAUGCCUGAUGGAUCAAUGCAAAUGGAGAGUUACGAUGGAACCCUGAGGAUUGUGAACGUAUCUAGGGAAAUGUCAGGAAUGUACAGAUGUCAGACCAGCCAAUACAAUGGAUUUAACGUGAAACCAAGGGAGGCCUUGGUGCAGCUCAUCGUUCAGUAUCCCCCUGCAGUGGAACCAGCAUUCUUGGAAAUCCGGCAAGGACAGGACCGAGGUGUCACUAUGAGCUGCAGAGUACUGAGAGCCUAUCCAAUAAGGGUGCUGACCUAUGAGUGGCGCUUGGGCAAUAAAUUAUUACGGACGGGUCAGUUUGACUCUCAGGAGUACACAGAGUACCCUGUGAAGAGUCUUUCCAAUGAAAACUAUGGGGUUUAUAACUGUAGCAUCAUAAAUGAAGCUGGAGCUGGGAGAUGCAGCUUUCUUGUUACAGGUAGGAUUCCAGAUAUUAUCUUCUUAUAUAUUUUGUUUUUUUAG
Cebus imitator (Panamanian white-faced capuchin) is the source of this 2931-nucleotide messenger RNA. Its product is annotated as MAM domain-containing glycosylphosphatidylinositol anchor protein 2-like. The coding region runs from base 799 to 2931 and encodes 710 amino acids. The record is from RefSeq and is a predicted model, not a curated record. Gene Ontology annotation, biological process: homophilic cell-cell adhesion. Gene Ontology annotation, cellular component: plasma membrane. NCBI's taxonomy places the organism in Eukaryota, Metazoa, Chordata, Mammalia, Primates, Cebidae. The transcript is spliced from 9 exons.